This is a messenger RNA of Penicillium canescens, 198 nucleotides long. RefSeq lists its product as uncharacterized. The record is from RefSeq and is a predicted model, not a curated record. NCBI's taxonomy places the organism in Eukaryota, Fungi, Ascomycota, Eurotiomycetes, Eurotiales, Aspergillaceae. The coding region runs from base 1 to 198 and encodes 65 amino acids. The transcript has a single exon.
AUGGUGCCCGGUCGAUUUGUCUUUCCGAUGCUCUUGUCCAGCAGGCACGUUGCCGAGACGGAGUUGAUUGCGCUGGCCGCGUCGGUGCCCAUGACCGAAACGGACCCGGAAACUCGACUAGGCCAGGGAAUUUCCUCAGCUGUUGGGCCCUUCUCGGAAUGCCUCUGCGCCAAGCUUGAGGAUCUCCGACGGAAAUAG